GUCCCCUUCAAGCUCUCACCUCUGCCCCUGAGACAACCACCGUAUCAUGCCCCGAACAAGUGCUGUAACCAAAAUAUUUCUCAGUUACCUUCGGGAGCUUGAGCCCAACGCUGAAUACACCGUGCACCUGCCAACCAUCAAAUCCUCUUCAGGAAAAACGUAUUUUGCGAAGGUGGGAUCUCGCAGUGACAAGGACCAGUUCGUGGGAGAAGCAGAGUCACUCAAGGCCAUUAACAUCGCAGCCCCAGGAUUAGCACCCCAACUCUUGGCAUCUGGAGUGACAGAUAGAAAUGAAGAUGAUAUAUCGUCAGGCGAACCAUAUUUCCUCUCCGAAUACAGGGACUUCACACAUCUCACGGAUAAAGCAGGGGAGAUAUUGGGUAAGAGAAUGGCAACAGAGCUACAUGCGCACAAGAGCAAGAAUGGCUUCGGCUUCGAGGUACCGACCUAUUGCGGUGCGACAAGGCAAGAAAACGGCUGGUACGAAAGGUGGGAGGAGUGCUACAGUGCAAUGAUCGGCAAUCUUUUAUCGAAGUUGAAGGGUCAAGGCAGGUAUGCAGAUUUAUGUCAAAAAGGAGAUCAAGUGAGAGAGAGAGUAAUUCCAUACCUGCUCAAAUCACUGGUUAGAGUCGAGCCAGUUUUGUUACAUGGCGAUUUAUGGAGUGGCAAUACGGGUACAGACAGAUCAAAUGGCCAGCCUGUAAUAUUCGACCCUUCAUCAUACUACGGGCACAAUGAAGCAGAUCUUGCUAUAGCACGUAUAUUCGGAGGAAUACCAAAAAGUUUCUUUACUACCUAUCAUUCUCACUUACCCAAAUCAGAGCCGGUGGAUCAGUAUGAACUGAGGGCAGACUUGUAUGAAUUGUACCACUAUUUGAAUCAUACGGUUCUAUUCGGGAGUUCUUACGCUGGAAGCGCGCAUCAAAAGAUGGAUAGAUUGCUGAGAGAAUGCCCAGAGAGCAGAAUAGAAUAGAAGUUUUUCUGAUACAUUUGUAUGUCCAGUGUCCGAGAAAUUCAAUGUGUGUGUUCACAGAG
Serpula lacrymans var. lacrymans S7.9 is the source of this 1035-nucleotide messenger RNA. RefSeq lists its product as uncharacterized. The transcript has 5 exons. The record is from RefSeq and is a predicted model, not a curated record. Bases 47 to 973 code for a protein of 308 amino acids. NCBI's taxonomy places the organism in Eukaryota, Fungi, Basidiomycota, Agaricomycetes, Boletales, Serpulaceae.